CAGGAUACAUCUUAAAGGGACUACCAUGGAAAGACUCUCAAAUGUGGAACGAGAGGCGGCUUACCAACGGUUGGACGCUCAAAUCUUUGCCCUGGAACGCCAGAUCCUGGAACUGAAAAGGAAAAGAAACGAACUGGCUUAUAUUUCACGGCUACCUCCAGAGCUUAUGGCUUCUAUCUUUAAGCAGUACCGACAUUCGACCACCGGAAUUCGAUGGAUCAAGGGGACUACUCAUGUUUGCCGGCUAUGGAGGCAGAUCGCAUUGGACUGCCCUCCUCUAUGGUCACACAUGGGGACUUCCAUGAAAAGCGACUGCUUGGAAGCGAUGCUCGACAGGUCUAAACAAUCUGCCCUUCGCAUUGAUGUCAGGGUCACUACCCGACUCCCCCCGGCGCCAGUUGUGGAAGCGCUGAAGCAACCAUCCCGGUUAAGAGAGGUUCGGCUUCAAGGCCCACCGAUUCUGCUGUCCAAAUUGGUAGCCCCGUGGUCUGGCCCUAUGCCAGCGUUGAAGAGCUUGCACGUCCGGGCUUCUGAUGAAGCUCAUUUUCCAAUCUUCCCAACUCAGUUCACGCGCGAUACUUUCCCUCGCCUGGGGAUUCUGGACGUGGUCGGGUGUGGACCAAUGUUCCGCUUUGACUCGUCGUUCGUUGGACUAACUCGACUCAGAAUCACGAGUGAGCUACCACCCGACGGGAGAAUCCUCGACGCCUUGUCUAACAUGACAGGCCUGGUCGAGCUGGACUUGGAGCUACCUUUCUCUGAGAUGGAUAUGACCUUCUCGAGUACAGUAUCGACGCCUGUCGCACUCAGCAGCCUCCAGACUCUGGUUCUCAAAGGCUCCUGCCGGGGAUGCGCCGAUCUGUUGGCCAAUCUCCGGCUACCAAUGCCUUUGGGGAUGACUAUUGACUGCGAGGGCGAUAAUGAACGGGCUGUGUCAAGCCUGUAUUCGGCCCUCGCCUCGUCGUGGUGGUCCAAUCCCGUCGUCCGAUCCAUCCACCCAAAGCCCCGACCAAUGCGACUCUUUGAUCGUCUGAGUGUACUGGGUGAUUAUCCGACAGAAAUCGAGCUCUCGGGAUCAUCUCAUUGCACUCGGAAUUUCUUCGACUUCACAUUCAGCCUCUCCCCUGGCCAGCAGCCCUCCACCCUCUCCAGGCUCGUCCGUCGCAUCAUGUCCAUUCUGGACUUUGUUGGACCUCGAACACUGGAGAUGCGGGGUGAGAUAGGCCCCGACCUUGAAAACUACAGGUAUUUCCUGACUCGCCGCCAUGCCACAUCCCUCGAGUCGGUUACCACCGAUGAUCCUUUCGCCCGCUAUUUUAUCACCUACCUCAAGACCGACCCGACCUUACGAUCUCCGUACGGAGACGCUCAAGGCGAUCAGCAACUAUACCUUCCCAACCUCAAGACGCUAAGAUUCGACAAUGUCUGGUUUGACGACGACUACCCGCCUCUUCGGGCGGAGUCCUUGAUCGAUCUUCUUGAAAGAAGGCUGGGUGUGGGUGGAAAGAGAUUGGAUGUUUUGGGUUUCAGGUAUUGUCAUGCCAUGCAGGUGAGCGAAGUGGAGGCGCUGAGGGGUAUGGUGGAGGAAGUGGAAUGGUUCGGACCGGCACCAGACUCGGAUGACGAAGAUUAG
This is a messenger RNA of Coprinopsis cinerea okayama7#130, 1633 nucleotides long. RefSeq lists its product as hypothetical. Bases 26 to 1633 code for a protein of 535 amino acids. NCBI's taxonomy places the organism in Eukaryota, Fungi, Basidiomycota, Agaricomycetes, Agaricales, Psathyrellaceae. The transcript has a single exon. The record is from RefSeq and is a predicted model, not a curated record.